This is a messenger RNA of Fonsecaea multimorphosa CBS 102226, 2628 nucleotides long. RefSeq lists its product as uncharacterized. The transcript is spliced from 2 exons. Bases 1 to 2628 code for a protein of 875 amino acids. NCBI's taxonomy places the organism in Eukaryota, Fungi, Ascomycota, Eurotiomycetes, Chaetothyriales, Herpotrichiellaceae. The record is from RefSeq and is a predicted model, not a curated record.
AUGACUAGAGGUCUCUCCGCAGCCAGCUGCAUUUCGUCCCAAACUCCAAGAUUCGUGUGGAUCUCCGACGUCCUCGUGACAGACACCUUCAAUCGGUUCUGUCACCACAAGCGGUAUGGCAGCAGCGUGCCAGGGCCGCUGGAGGCACAACGGCGCGCCGCGAGACGCAAGAAUACAAGUCUGGCGUAUACCAGCUCUGGAGGCAUCUCGGCUGAUCCUUCAAUUGUCCUGGGGAGCUCUGCCAACAAGCUAGCUUGGUGGCAGUCUUUCCAGCGCGCAGAAGCAGCAGACUCAGCUUCUCCUCGAGUCCUGCCAUCAUGGAUUUUCCCCUUUGAAAGUUCGGUCGCCCAAGCCAAGCCCACCUCCGUCGCAAUCGAGACAGAAAGAGCAUCGCUAGAACCGAGAUCAGCGCUUGAAAGUGAGACGCUGCGGUUGUCACAGUGCAAAACUCUAAUCGAAGUGAAGGGCUGGAUUCAGGAUGAAGGAGUCGACCUACGUGAAAAUGCUCAUGUUCGAGCUGCAAUACCAAGACAUAUCCUGCAGAUGGACUUCCCGAUACAUGAGAUCGCAUCGUACAUAGGCGACCCGAUAUUUCAUCCAUCGGGGACGUCAUCCAUCCUGCAAUUAGUCCGCGGUUUACUCGGUCGUACUUGGGACGCAACCUCAUGGGGAACCUUGCAUGAUGCGCUUUGCUCUGCCACUGAACUCGGGCUUCUCAGCGUUAACGACCUGAAGGAAGUCAUUGCCGAAUUGGUCGGCCUGACCGAAGUUCAGCUGACCGACGCCCGCGGUCAGAAAAAGAGGGUUAAGGCCAAUGCACAAAUGUACCUGGUCUCUGGAAUGCUGGAGUCUCUCGAUCGCUCCACAGUUAUGCAGAUUGCCGACCUUGGAUCGCCCUUCCUGGCCGGACUCUUCUCGAAGUUUGCCACACUGAAGUGGUACCGUGGUUGGUGCCAAAAGCUGUUGUGGCGUCUCCUCCCAUGGGCACUGAAGUCUCACGUUCACGUUAUUCGUCGAAUCACUUUGAAACAGCUCGAAGAUUCCUGUUCAAACAAUUCUCCGGAGGAGGUUGGGCGAAUGCUUGCAGAAAGGCUUUCAGUGGUCAACCCAGAGGUUUUACAGCUCGCUUUAACCGAUAUAACGGAGAAGUUGCUGGAUAUAUCGAUGUUGUCCGGAAGAAGGCUGUACAGGUACCUAUGGCACCACUGGUGCGGCACGUUGGCCGUUCUCGGAUCUCCAGGUUUCGAUGUUUCCCUGACACAGAACGGAUGGAUUUCUGCGCAAUCCACGGAAAGCUGUCUACGACAAGACCAACGUCUGUUGGCAUUUGCCUGGACUGCGAUGUAUCUCUCUCAAGGCUCUCGGAAAUCCAUGAACGUGGAAGAGCGACUGCAGUUUCUUCGUCGCUUCGAAGAACUGCUUCGGUCAAUACCGGAAUUUUCUGAGGAUUUCCUGGAUCGCGCUGUCAUCGAUCUUGAUUAUACGAAUCUACCGAACAAAUAUAUCCUCCUUCGAAAUCUAAUGAGAUUGUCGACUAGAGCGGAGGCGCUGCUUGCUGCAUUGGACGCCAAAUCUGAUCCGCAGUCGACACUGAAGCCCGGCAUAUCUCCCAGCUUGUUCGACAAGCACACUCAACAUGCUCACUUGGAAGGCAACGAGGCCUUGGCGAAGCUGAUCAAGAGUUCAAACUAUGAUCUUUCGGCCUUCAAGAUUUUGUCACGGCGGAUGAUCCAGAAAAGCACCGCUUCGUUUGGUUUUAUCUGCCAUCUCUUGGAGACCAGCCCACAUUUCAAGUUGGCUCUAAGGACACCCCACCUUUUCUCUCCAAGGCCAGCAGCGCCUGCUCAAAAAAGCGCGAGGCAAAACCCCACCGCCAUGUUUGCGAAUCCCGGCGCUCCGACGGAGGUUGAGACAGUCACAUCGUCAGGACCGGAACGUUUGUCGAGGAGCAAGGCGAGCUUACCCAGCAGGGACGAAGUCAUCGACUUGAUCGGCUAUCUUGCCCUCUCAUUCGCAACCUCGCCGGUCGCUACUCCGCGAGCUGCACUCCGCAGAGUCUACUGGUGCUAUCGAUUUCUACGAUACUACGGAGCACCCGUCCCACCAGCGGUCACUCGAGCCUUGUGGCACGUCGGCGUCGCACGACACGGUGACAAAGGUACGCCGGCGACACUCUUGAAGUGGAUCGUGUCGCAAGUCGAACACGUAGAAGGCGAGGAUGUUGCAAAGCAAUUGCUGUGGAAAGAGACCUUUCGUCAGGCGCGGCAAGAGCAGGUCACGUCUUGGGCCAAGGUUGAUGAAGAUGCGGAAAAGCGAUUGACUGCCGAAUUAGAAGCUAUGGCUAUACAUGAUGAUGGUGAAGGAGACAAUCACUUUCCGGGUGUCGAGCAACCAGCAGACCCAGACCCAGACCCAAACCCAGACCUGUUGAAGAAAAUCAUGUUCAUCAAAUCUGAGCCGCCAGACAUGCCGGUUUGGACGCCGAAGCCCAGGGCACAGCGGAGGGCCAAUCCUCACCACGACGAGUCAUCAAUGGUAGACAGUGAGGAGGGUCAGCAGGACCAGGAAGUAUUACAGCGCAGGGAAAGAGAAGCCCUCAAGAUAACGAAUCGAAUGUAUCGAGGCUGA